Messenger RNA from Trichophyton rubrum CBS 118892, 549 nucleotides. RefSeq names its product mitochondrial 54S ribosomal protein YmL8. The transcript is spliced from 2 exons. Bases 1 to 549 code for a protein of 182 amino acids. NCBI's taxonomy places the organism in Eukaryota, Fungi, Ascomycota, Eurotiomycetes, Onygenales, Arthrodermataceae. Gene Ontology annotation, biological process: translation. Gene Ontology annotation, molecular function: structural constituent of ribosome. Gene Ontology annotation, cellular component: ribosome; mitochondrial large ribosomal subunit. The record is from RefSeq and is a predicted model, not a curated record.
AUGGCUGGCGGUGCAAUGAAAUAUCGACAUUUAGGGCGCAAGUCUUCACACCGACGGGCCCUGCUUCGAAAUCUAGUCACGUCUCUCUUCACACAUGAGUCGAUAACAACGACAUGGCCCAAGGCAAAAGAGGCUCAGCGGCUGGCGGAGAAGCUGAUUACGCUUGGAAAAAAGAAUACAGAGGCCAGUCGGAACAGGGCCAUGACUUAUUUCUUUGCACCACAUAAGAUGCUACCUAAGCUCUUUGGACCUCUUCGAGAACGAUAUAUGGAUCGACCAGGUGGUUACACCCGAGUACUGCGCAUUGAGCCCAAAAAAUCAGACCAGGCCCCCUCCGCCAUUCUCGAGCUGGUGGAUGGCAAGCGAGAUAUGCGAUUUGCCAUGACCGCCAGAACACUUGCUCACCAGCGAGCCUCAGGAGAAGAAGUAAUGAAUGAAAUCACAGCCAAGAAUGUGGAGAAGGUGACGAGGUUCAGACCUGACGGACAAGCCGCGCUGGAGAAGGAAGUGGAAAGAUUAUUCAAUGAGAAGAAAGACCGUCGAAGCUGA